Olea europaea var. sylvestris is the source of this 1401-nucleotide messenger RNA. Its product is annotated as protein FAR1-RELATED SEQUENCE 5-like. The transcript has a single exon. Bases 1 to 1401 code for a protein of 466 amino acids. Lineage: Eukaryota; Viridiplantae; Streptophyta; Magnoliopsida; Lamiales; Oleaceae. The record is from RefSeq and is a predicted model, not a curated record. Gene Ontology annotation, biological process: regulation of DNA-templated transcription.
AUGGAACCCGAGAACAAAAAUGGUUUCAUGAAAUCCGAUAAUGAGAUAGUUUCAGACAAUAUCAACGUUGUGGAUAACGACACCUUGGGAGGAGAUGGAGAGAUUGUGCACGAGGUGGGUAUGAUAUUUAAAGAUGAAAAGGAGUUGUUUGAUUUCUACAAGCAAUAUGCAUAUGUAGUUUGUUUUCCAGUCAGAAAAAGAAAUUUGAAAAAGGGGGAUGACGGAGUUGUUAGAUUUGUGACAUUUACAUGUAGUCGUGAAGGCCGAAGGUCUAGUAAUACAAACAGUGCUUUGAGGCCACAACCAACAAGUCAGACAGAUUGUAAAGCACGGAUAUCUGCAUCUGCAGACUGUCAUGACACAUGGAGAAUUAACACCGUCAACCUCCAGCACAACCAUAAGACAAGUCUUUCGAAGUCUAGGUUGUUUCGGUGCAAUCAGGAAUUAAGUACAAAUGUAAAACGAAAGCUUGAAUUGAAUGACAUAGCGGGAAUUUCACUGCACAAAAGUUUCAACUCUGCAGUUGUAGAGGCAGGUGGGUAUGAGAAUAUGACUUGCGUUGAAAAAGAUUAUCGAAAUUAUAUUGAACAAGUUAGACGGUUACGACUUCGAGAGGGAGAUGCAGCAGCAUUACAAUCUUACUUUUCACAGAUGCAAACAUGGUGCUUAAGGUUUUACUUCGCUAUCGAUUUGGAUGACAAGUCUCGGCUUAAGAACGUAUUUUGGACGGAUAAUAGAUGUAGGCAAGCUUACAAGGAGUUCGGUGAUGUUGUAACCUUUGAUACCACUUAUUUGACGAAUAAGUACGACAUACCUUUUGCACAUUUUGUUGGUCUGAAUCAUCACGGACAAUCAACACUGCUUGGUUGUGGCUUGUUAUCAAAUGAGAAUACAAGUACGUUUGUCUGGCUGUUUAGGACGUGGCUUCAGUGCAUGCAUGAUCAACCUCCAUGUGGAAUAAUUACUGGUCAAGAUAAAGCCAUGCAGAAUGCAAUUGAGAUUGUAUUUCUGAAUACUAGACAUAGAUGGUGUUUGUGGCACAUUAUGAAGAAAUUGCCAGAGAAGUUUGGGUACCACAUUGAUAAAAGUUUGAUAUUCUCGACUAUACAUGGUUUGGCAUACGACUCGCGGGCUGUUGAUGAAUUCGAAAAAGGUUGGAGAGCCAUGAUCGAUGAGUUUGGGUUGCAUGACAAUGAUUGGUUGUCUAGAUUGUACAAAAAUCGAGGUCGUUGGGUGCCUUUCUUUUUGAAAACAACUUUCUGGGCCAGGAUGUCUACAAUACAACGAAGUGAAAGUAUGAAUACAUUUUUCGAUGGAUACGUCCAUUUGAAGACCUCUUUAAAGCAGUUUGUUGAACAAUACGAACGAGCACUAAGGAAUAAGGUUGAAAAAGAGUUCUAG